CUUCCCCUCCUCCUCCUGUGGCCAUGGGCUAGCUAGAUGAAACAGUCAGUUCAGUGAGGCUCGUAGAACGGGCGAUCGGUUCCCUCCUUCUCUGGCAUUUUUUUUGUUUUGUUUUGUUUUCGUGUGUAUUUUUUUUUUUUUUUUGGUGUCGUCUAUGUGUGUGUCGGGGGGUGGGGCGGGGGGCUCGCUCGGGUUAUUGUGUGGCCUUGAUCGAGAGGUGGCAAGUGAUCUGCAAAGAAAGAGAGAGAGAAAAAAGGGACCAGAAUAAUAAUCGUUAAUAAUAAUAAAAAAAAGAGGGGGGAGGGAGAGGGAGGCCAAGGAGAAUAAAAGGAGGCUGGGCUGCUUUGCAUUGAAGAUCGGGGCGCUAUUGAAAAGCUUUUGAAAAGUGGUGUUUGUCUUCCACCCGUGCGUGCUUCGACUGGGGGAGUAUAUUAGAGCCGGACAGCGGCUGCAAGAGCAGCAGCUUGGGAGCGUCUCUGAGCGAAGGAGGCUGUGCAGGAAAGAGGCAUGCUUUUAUCAAAGAGACCGCAGCUCACGGAGUUUUCCUUAAGUCUUCUUCUUGCUCUGUUAUGUUUGCGAGUCAAGGUGACGCUAACGUCAGGCCAAUUCGAGUUUGAGAUCUUGUCCAUGCAAAAUGUAAAUGGUGAAUUGCAAAACGGAAAUUGCUGUGAUGGGACCCGAAACCCAGCUGAUAGAAAAUGCACCAGAGAUGAGUGUGAUACCUAUUUUAAAGUUUGCCUGAAGGAGUAUCAGUCCCGGGUUUCUUCUGGGGGCCCUUGUAGCUUUGGAUCCGGAUCUACCCCUGUCAUCGGUGGGAAUACCUUCAACUUAAAAGCCAGUCGGAAUAACGAAAAGAACCGAAUUGUUCUUCCUUUCAGCUUUGCUUGGCCGAGAUCCUACACAUUGCUUGUUGAGGCCUGGGAUUACAGUAACGACAGUGUUAAUACAGAUAGCAUUAUUGAAAAAGCAUCUCACUCUGGUAUGAUCAACCCAAGCCGCCAGUGGCAGCCCUUGAAGCAAAACGCAGGCGUGGCUCACUUUGAGUAUCAGAUCCGGGUCACUUGUGAUGAACACUAUUAUGGCUUUGGCUGCAACAAGUUUUGUCGACCAAGAGAUGACUUCUUUGGACACUAUACCUGUGAUCAAAAUGGCAACAAAACUUGCCUGGAAGGCUGGAUGGGCAUUGACUGUAACAAAGCCAUCUGUCGACAGGGUUGUAGCCCCAAACAUGGGACUUGCAAAAUUCCUGGAGAGUGCAGGUGUCAGUAUGGAUGGCAAGGCCAGUACUGCGAUAAGUGCAUUCCUCACCCCGGCUGUGUCCAUGGCACUUGCAAUGAACCAUGGCAGUGCCUCUGUGAGACCAACUGGGGUGGCCAGUUCUGCAACAAAGAUCUGAACUAUUGUGGGACCCAUCCACCUUGUUUGAAUGGAGGUACCUGCAGCAAUACUGGUCCUGACAAAUAUCAGUGCUCCUGUCCAGAAGGUUACUCGGGACAGAACUGCGAAAUUGCGGAGCAUGCCUGUCUUUCGGAUCCUUGCCACAAUGGAGGAAGCUGCCAUGAAACCUCGACGGGAUUUGAGUGUGUCUGUGCUCCAGGCUGGGCAGCACCAACAUGCACACUCAAUAUUGAUGACUGUUCUCCAAAUCCCUGUGGCCAUGGAGGGACUUGCCAAGAUCUAGUGGAUGGCUUUAAAUGUGUUUGCCCACCUCAGUGGACUGGUAAAACAUGUCAGAUAGAUGCGAAUGAAUGUGAGGGUAAACCUUGUCUGAAUGCCAACUCCUGCAGGAACCUGAUUGGCAGCUACUACUGUGACUGCACUGCUGGCUGGUCUGGCCAGAACUGUGAUAUAAAUAUUGAUGACUGUCUUGGGCAAUGUCAGAAUGGAGGGACUUGUAAGGACUUGGUGAAUGGUUAUCGAUGUGUCUGCCCACCUGGCUUUGCAGGGGAUCAAUGUGAGAGAGACGUCAAUGAAUGUGCAAGCAACCCUUGUUUGAAUGGAGGUCACUGCCAAGAUGAAAUCAAUGGAUUCCAGUGUCUCUGCCCUGCUGGAUUCUCAGGAAAUGUCUGUCAGUUGGACAUAGAUUAUUGUGAGCCCAACCCUUGCCAGAAUGGGGCCCAGUGCUUCAAUUAUGAAAGUGAUUACUUCUGCAGCAACUGUCCUGAGGAUUACGAAGGAAAGAACUGCUCACACCUGAAGGAUCACUGCCGCUCUACUCCAUGUGAAGUCAUUGACAGCUGUACGGUAGCGGUGGCUUCGAACAGCACACCUGAAGGCGUUCGUUACAUCUCGUCCAACGUUUGUGGCCCACACGGCAAGUGCAAGAGUCAGGCGGGAGGCAAGUUCACUUGCGAAUGCAACAAAGGCUUCACCGGCACCUAUUGUCAUGAAAACAUCAAUGACUGUGAGAGCAAUCCAUGUAAAAACGGUGGGACGUGUAUCGAUGGCAUCAACUCCUACCAAUGCAUUUGUAGUGAUGGGUGGGAAGGCACCUUCUGUGAAGCAAAUAUUAAUGAUUGCAGUAAAAACCCUUGCCACAAUGGAGGGACAUGUCGAGACUUGGUCAAUGAUUUCUUUUGUGAAUGCAAAAACGGCUGGAAAGGAAAAACCUGCCACUCGCGUGACAGCCAGUGCGAUGAAGCCACAUGCAACAAUGGAGGGACAUGUUAUGAUGAAGGAGAUGCCUUCAAGUGUAUGUGCCCUGCAGGAUGGGAAGGAGCCACUUGCAACAUAGCCAGAAACAGCAGCUGCCUGCCAAACCCCUGUCAUAAUGGUGGGACUUGUGUGGUUAGCGGAGAUUCCUUUACGUGCGUCUGUAAGGAGGGCUGGGAAGGACCUACUUGCACUCAGAAUACAAAUGAUUGCAACCCACACCCUUGCUAUAAUAGUGGAACGUGUGUGGAUGGAGACAACUGGUACCGUUGUGAGUGUGCUCCGGGUUUUGCAGGCCCAGACUGCAGGAUAAAUAUCAAUGAAUGCCAGUCCACACCCUGUGCUUUUGGAGCCACAUGUGUAGAUGAAAUCAAUGGAUACCGUUGUAUCUGUCCACCUGGUCGCAGUGGUCCAAGAUGCCAGGAAGUUUCAGGAAGGCCUUGUAUUACCAGUGGGCAUAUUAUUCCAGAUGGAUCUAAAUGGGAUGACGAAUGCAACAGCUGCCAGUGUUUGAAUGGAAAGGUCACCUGUUCCAAGGUCUGGUGUGGACCAAAGCCUUGCCUGCUGUCCACCAAAGGUCACAGUGAAUGUCCUGCAGGCCACACCUGUCACCCUAUUAAAGAUGACCACUGCUUUGUACGUCCCUGCGAUAACAUUGGGGAAUGUUGGCCUUCAAAUCAACAGCCAGUGAAAACGACGUGUAGUUCUGACUCAUAUUAUCAGGACAACUGUGCUAAUAUCACAUUCACUUUUAAUAAAGAGAUGAUGACCCCGGGUCUUACCACCGAGCAUAUCUGUAGUGAGUUGAGGAAUCUGAGUAUCUUGAAGAAUGUCUCUGUGGAGUACUCCAUCUACAUCACCUGUGAACCAUCACACCUGGCGAACAAUGAAAUUCAUGUUGCAAUUUCUGCUGAAGAUAUACAAGAAGAAGAAAACCCAAUAAAAGAAAUAACUGAUAAAAUUAUCGAUCUUGUUAGCAAACGUGAUGGGAACAGCACACUUAUUGCAGCGGUUGCUGAAGUGCGGGUACAGAGACGGCCGACUAAAAACAAAACUGAUUUCUUGGUUCCGUUAUUGAGCUCUGUUUUAACAGUGGCUUGGAUCUGUUGCCUGGUGACUGCCUUUUACUGGUGCAUUCGGAAGCGCCGAAAGCAGAGCAGUCACACGCACACGGCGUCCGACGACAACACCACUAACAACGUACGGGAGCAGCUGAAUCAGAUCAAGAACCCCAUUGAGAAACUUGGCGCCAAUGCCGUCCCAAUCAAAGACUAUGAAAACAAGAACUCCAAAAUUGCCAAAAUAAGGACACACAAUUCUGAGGUGGAGGAAGAUGACAUGGACAAACACCAGCAGAAAACCCGAUUUGCCAAGCAGGCAACAUAUACGCUGGUAGACAGAGACGAAAAGCCACCCAACGGCACUCCUACCAAACACCCAAACUGGACAAACAAACAAGAUAACCGGGACUUGGAAAGUGCACAAAGUUUAAAUCGAAUGGAAUACAUUGUAUAGCAGACAGCAGGUGCUGCUGUGCAGGGCCUUUACCUAUCGAUUCAAGGCAACUCAGAGCUUGUAGUUCUUAAAACAGUUGUGUAAUAUUUGAGUCUAAGGCUAUUAUUUGCUUAGAAUCCCUGUGUUAAUUUAAGUUUUGACAAGCUGGCUUACACUGGCAAUGAUAGUUGCUGUGGUUGGCUGGAUGACCCAAGUGCUGCAUUUCACAUCUACGCAAAACUAGUCAAAAGUACCCCAGUGUCGAUUCAGCCACAGCCGAUGCAUCCCGGAAAAGUUUCGAAAGGUAUCGUGUAGCUUUAUUUAGCUGGUUUCCUGUAGCAAAAACACUUUUUCUUUCUUCUCUUGAGAUGUCAUGACUUACACAGUCUUAGGGAAAGAAAUACAUUUUAUUUAUUUAUUGAAUUAGAAUUCUUUUGUAUAUUGGUUUUAUGGUGACGUACAACUAGUUCUGUAUUUGAAAGUGCCUUUGCAGCUCAGAACCACAGCAACUAUCAAAAAAAGUUUAUUAUUUAUUUUUAUUGUAAUUUUUUCGUUGUUGCGGGGCAGAGGGAGGGAUGGGGGACUUCUUGUCAGCAGUUGCUGGUAAAAAAAAAUGAAGAAUUGAGAGGAAAAUGUGUCAAAAGUAGAAGUUUGUAUAGUUAUGUAAAUAAUUCUUUUUUUAUUAAUCACUGUGUAUAUUUGAUUUAUUAACUUAAUAAUCAAGAGCCUUAAAUAUCAUUCCUUUUUUAUUUAUAUGUACGUGUUUAGAGUUGAAGGUUUCUCAUAGCAUUGUAAGCUUAUGGCUUCUUUACUUUUUUGACUAUUUCCCCCCCUUGUUUAUAUGUUGCCUACAUGCCAAAACUUAAGGUGUUUUGAAAAUCAGUUUUUUAUUUUUAACAAUAGGAUGGGCUUUCAUGCCUUGAUGCUGGCUUUUUGUACAAUGUCAAGUGUUUUUGUUUUUGUUUUUUGAAAACAUCUUCCAUAGUAUCACUUUAAGACUUAUUUUGUUAAGUACCAGCUGAGGCAGUUUAGGACUAGAUGAGAUUUUUUUUUUUUUAAUGGCUGCUUUAGACAUAGUGGGUGGGGGAAGAAAGGAUGACAGGCAGAUAAUCUGCUACAGAGCAGUUUAAAAGAACACAAAAGAGCUAUAACCUUCUGUAGAUGAAAUGUGAGAGAUGUGAGUGGUUGCAUGUAAUUAAAAAUAUCGAAUUAGUGUGUGAAGUUGGAAGCACCAAAAUCUUAUUUUGUAAACUCUUGAUUUUUCCCCCCACCAUGAGUAAUACUGAACCACUUAUAGAUUUGAUUUCUUUCCUUUUGUAAUCUACUGUAUUUAGAAAGUAUUCCAAUAAGCUAGUUUUUGAAUACUUGAACAGUAGAAUGUCCAGUAAGAUCACUGUGUAGAUUUGCCAUAGAUUCCACUGCCCGCCUUAUUUUUUUUUUUAAGUGAGGAAAUCAAAGUGCUAUUACAAAGUUGGAAGAUCAGAAAUAAAAUUUAAAAAAGGUUUAAAACUUAGUAAUCUCGAUGGGUCAACCACUGAGAUCAUGAGGAUAUCUUGUAUGGUAAUAUUAGUGUUACAUGAACAUGAAAAUACAUCUCGGAUGUGUUAUUCCUGGCAAUAAAUCUUGAAAAAUAUUUAUUAAAUUUUUUUGUAUAAAAACGGCGUGAAGAUUGAGGUUCAUUGAGAUGCUUCCAACUUGAAUGUCACUCAAAAUAUUUUUUCUUUUUGCAGCAGUAGCUACUGUCUGGAAUAGGAGUAAGCAGUGCAAGGUCUAUUGGCCACAUUCAGUCCUCUGUGAUACUUUCCCGCCAUUUGCAGCUACUAUCAGGAGAUGACUUGCCCUUGGGCUAGUUUUCUACAGUGAUGGGCCAGAUGUGGACAGUAAGGCUUAUGCUACCUACCCCUAAUCCAGAAUGGGAGCUUCUAGGGCUGUGAACUUGAGUUGGCUGAUGUUGGGAUAUUCCUACUGAAGCUAAUGGGGCUACUCCAGCAUAAGUGUAUUGAAGAUACAUUUUUGGAAGCAAUGGUAGUUUAAAGCCCUAUUCCGUUAUAAUACGUAUACUUGUUCUUGUUGGCUGUCUGAGUACUUACUCAGAAGCUUGUACUAAAGACCACAAAAUAAAUGGAAUGGCCCCAGUUCCCUUUUGGUGGCUUUUGGCCUGGUUUCUCAUGUACUCCAUCAGCUUGAUUACUAGUUGUGUCUUUUACCCCAUCUUUCUUCCAUUAUGGGACUCGUUGAGGGACUGACUUGACGCAGCCAUACUUAACUUCAGCAGGUUGUGUUCCCUGGGCCUUCAGACCAUACCCUGAGACUGUUUAUUCCCUCAGCUGCCACCUUAGACAGGAAUUCUGGUCUCCAACCAGUUCAUAUUUAUCAUGGUAGGAAGCGCCAUGAGCCACAGUUACUCAUGCAUGUGUGUGUGAACAUGUGUGCAUGCUUCCCCUUCUAAAACCCUCUUUCUGAAACUGGACCUUCACUUGGUAUAUCUGAAUUUUGUACAGCUUUGAGCAAACUACACCAUAAGGAAAAUGAUAUCUUUCCAGCUUCACUCUCCAUGUUUGAUCCUUCUAGACCUGACAUGCAAAGAACUCAGAAUUGUGUCUGGUAGCGAUUUUCAUAUAGGCUGGAGUUGUGAAUUGUAAGAGGCUCUCAUUUAUGCUGUUUUACAGUUGUUGCACAUAAUCUGUGACUGUGUGUUAAGCCUGACGCUCAGGAUUGAAGGCCAGAGAGAGCGCAAACCAUAAGGCCUAAAAGCAGGCUUAACAGCCUUACAAUGGUAAGACUGAAACAGUGUGGAAACUUGUAAAGCAAAGAAAGCUGUAUGUGAGAUGAUGAACAUCUGCAGGUUACUGAAAAUAUCAUCUUCCUUUUUGCAAGUGUUCACUCGAUGCUGUUAAAGUUGCCUUCUGAUAACUUUUACACACUACCAUCUUUUUGAAUAUAUUUCUGUUGUACUGCUGUUUGACUACUGACAUACAGUUUUUCUUUGAUGGGCUUUAUAUGA
Hemicordylus capensis (graceful crag lizard) is the source of this 7150-nucleotide messenger RNA. It is a transcript of the gene JAG1, whose product is annotated as jagged canonical Notch ligand 1. NCBI's taxonomy places the organism in Eukaryota, Metazoa, Chordata, Lepidosauria, Squamata, Cordylidae. The transcript has 26 exons. The coding region runs from base 508 to 4167 and encodes 1219 amino acids. Gene Ontology annotation, molecular function: calcium ion binding; Notch binding. The record is from RefSeq and is a predicted model, not a curated record. Gene Ontology annotation, biological process: multicellular organism development; cell communication; Notch signaling pathway. Gene Ontology annotation, cellular component: membrane.